CGGAUGUGCACAUCGAACUUACUCAAGGCUUCAUGUCAAGACUAGCGGCAAAUCCUAAUUUAUCCAUACAAAGCCACUGAAACACGGACUGGCCGACGCGCCGCCGCAGAUGGUGCGCAUCUGAUACUCCUUGUCGCGCCAGGUCCGAGUCGUGCUCAGGAACGCAACGUAUAUCAACUUUCCGCCAGCCGCGGGUCCAUCUUCUGCGACGCUUCAGUAGCACGCCCCUGCGCCUUCAACUCACACAUCCAUCAAGUUCACCCAGUGAAAGAUAUCCUCUCAAAAGACUGGGUAGAAACAAUUCAAGCAUGAGCGAGACGGACGUCAACCCUGUUCUCGACCGUGCAAGGGAAUGGCGUAAGGGAAAAAAGAAGAAUCUCGGUGACGAUGAGGAUAAUAAACCCAUAUCAUCACCAUUCUCGCUAUCACGAGAAGGCAACUCACCUAUCCAAAUCAGACCUCUUGUCUUAACUUCAGCUGCCUCGUUCCAUUCUGUCCCAGACUGUCCAUUAAAGUCAUUUAGGUCCGAGGGCGAAGAGCAGACAAUGCCGCCCUCUUCCAGUCAUGAAACGCCACCACUGACCAGUUCCGCCUCUCAGGAUAGUCCUGAGGUAGAGACACGCGAAGCAGAUGUUACUCCUGUGCGAGUGGAUGAGGAUAAUUUCGCUCAUCUGAACUACACCGCAAUGAAGAUUCCAAGACCUCCUGGAGCGUGGACUACUACGCCUGUCCUACUCAAACACAAUCCGAGGGUGUCAUCGCCACCUCCAGUCUCCUCUGGAUUGAUUUUGACGCCAUCAUCAACAUUGUGGACGUCUCUGUCUCGAGCUAACUCUAGACUCGAGCGAUGCUCAAAGCCUGAGGCCCCGGCAGCACCCCCAGGCGCGACCACAACUCAGAUUUGGUCUAACGGGCAAUCCAAGUCUGGUUCUAUCAGAACAAAAAAUAAUAUUCUCAAAGUGCGCUUUGAUGUAACGGAUUCAGAGGCGUCAACUGUUGAAGUUGAACAGCAAGUACCACCUGUAACCGACAUACGCAUAUCUGCGCCCGACUCUCCACCCAAUGGUAAUGCAUCACGGUCGUGGAACAUCCCCCAGACAAGGAUUAACAUCGACCGUUCUUCUCAAGCUGAUUUCGUAGACGAUUCGGUGUUAGCUAAGCCUGUAACUCCUGGACGCCAUAUGAUACCCGGUUCUCGUACCAACGCACCAUCAUCACGUCCACAUAGAAGAGCCUUCAUCGUGAAGCUUGUGGAUGCAUUCGGUCGAGAAAGGAUUGACGAACUUCCGAUGCCGAUUGCGAGCGGGCCUGCAGACGCGGAAGACGUAAUCUGUGCUUUGCCAUCAGCUAAAACUCGUACUCGUGUCUCAAGCAAAAAUAAAAUUUGCGUUAUCGAUGCAACGGGGGAAAAAGUUCAGGAAGAUGUCCGUGAACGCUCAUCAGUCCUACAUCAUGAUCCACCUAUUUGUAGCACUGCGGCCCUAGCCCAAAUGCGGCAAACGCUCCAAGAAUGGGCUAGUGGGCUGAGUGAUGAAGAUAGACCUCCUGAUAAUCUCGCAUUGAAGCCGAGCUACUCAAAAGAACUCGAAGAACGUUCAAGGGCAGCGCGGCGUUCUCGGAAUCAAUUGGCUCGGACUCUUCGUAUCGAAUCGGUGAAAGAGUGUGAACGUGACUUGAUGCACAAAUAUACCAAGGGAGCCGAAGACCGAAGCGGGCUUUUGCCGACUAUCACUGGUGAAAAUAUCUUUUUCCAUCGCCGUGAUCUGGUUUGGGUGGGAGUUCUGUUACAGAUUGUGUUCGUCCUUGCCAUGUGGCGGUUUGCACACGUCCAAGCUGGCCAUCUCUUUUGCGCCACCUAUUAUGAUCCUCUAUAUCCAGGCUUGACCCCUCGCAUCGGUGGACGUGCUUGGGAGAGGUGGGCUGAACGCCCUAAUGCAGAGACAUGGCCACCUACAUGAUUGUGUCGUCAACGUCACUUAGACUACCUCGUGAUGCUUGCAGCUCUGGGAGUACUUUCCCACUCUGGACAUCAGAGUAGGUUGCAUUUGCGCCAUGCAACACAAUCUAUUUGUGGAAAAGGGGUUGGUUUGAUAUCUGCAACCACUGUGUCCCCUGAGUCCCAUAUCCCGCUUGGUUUCAUCCUAAUCGCAACUUGGACAGUUGGAU
Messenger RNA from Suillus fuscotomentosus, 2166 nucleotides. RefSeq lists its product as uncharacterized. The transcript has 7 exons. Lineage: Eukaryota; Fungi; Basidiomycota; Agaricomycetes; Boletales; Suillaceae. The coding region runs from base 309 to 1958 and encodes 549 amino acids. The record is from RefSeq and is a predicted model, not a curated record.